CCGAGUUAGUUAAUUAAUUAAAUCCACUGGCUUGUAUCGAACAGAAACAUUAUUCCAAUCACAUUUAUCUUGCAGUCUGGGAAAAGGGAUGGCAGGUUUCUCUGGAGCCGUGCUUGAGAAUGAGGGGGUAUCUGAUCACAGACGUAUUACCAACGCAACCAGCUGCCAUUUCAGCCACCGCAGCUCCUACGAGCCCUCCAUUUUUCUCUAAUUCUUAAAAAAAAAGAAAGGAAAGGAAACGGGCUAGAGUAUAUAUUUAUUUUUGGGAUCUGCGCACUUCUUUCUUUCUUUAUUCAGCAUUUAAAGGCCGCUUUUUAAUGGAUGUGUGUAUAUUGAUUCCUUCUGAUUUGUGAUUUGUUUUCAGUUUCACGGUAAUGAAAAUAAAGCCACAAUGGUCCGCAUUGCUAGCGCGCUGGGUGUAGUAAUGCUAAGCGUCGCCUUGAUCAUUUUAUCCUUGAUCAGCUACGUGUCAAUCAAAAGAGAUAACAUCUUCACAACCCCAAAAUAUGCGGGUUCGGGGGCUCCUCGGAUGUACAUGUUUCACGCCGGAUUUCGGUCACAGUUUGCAAUGAAGUUUCUAGAUCCAUCUUUUAUUCCACUUACAAAUGCUUUAAAUGAAGAACUGCAAGAGAAGCCAUCCAAAUGGCAAUUCAACAGGACAGCUUUCUUACAGCAAAGGAAAGAAAUUCUACGCUACAUUGAUGUAGCAAAAAACUUCACCUUGACCAAGAGUGGUGUCCGAGUUGGCCAGCUGAUGCAUUAUGAUUAUUCCAGCCAUAAAUAUGUGUUUUCCAUUAGCAAUAAUUUCAAAUCACUUCUUCCCGAUGCAUCACCUGUAUUAAACAAGCAUUACAAUGUCUGUGCAGUAGUAGGGAACAGUGGCAUACUUACAGGCAGCCAGUGUGGACCAGAAAUAGACAAGUCUGAUUUUAUUUUCCGUUGCAAUUUUGCACCCACCGAGAUUUUUCAAAAAGAUGUUGGAAGAAAGACCAACCUCACGACUUUUAACCCCAGUAUUCUCGAAAAGUACUACAACAAUCUUCUCACAAUCCAGGACCGUAAUAACUUUUUUCUUAGUCUGAAAAAAUUGGAUGGUGCCAUUCUUUGGAUCCCAGCUUUUUUUUUCCACACAUCAGCGACCGUCACCAGAACCCUGGUUGAUUUUUUUGUGGAGCACAAAGGACAAUUAAAAGUGCAAUUGGCUUGGCCUGGAAAUAUAAUGCAGCAUAUUAACAGGUACUGGAAGACUAAGCAUUUAGCUCCUAAACGUCUGAGCACAGGCAUUCUCAUGUACACUUUGGCUUCAGCAAUGUGUGAAGAGAUCCACCUUUAUGGAUUCUGGCCCUUCGGUUGGGAUCCCAACACAGGAAAAGAACUUCCAUAUCACUACUAUGACAAGAAAGGGACCAAAUUCACCACAAAGUGGCAAGAAUCCCAUCAACUUCCAACCGAGUUUAAGCUGCUUUACAAAAUGCACGAGGAAGGGUUGACCAAACUGACUCUUUCACACUGUGCCUAGUAAGUCAAUAUUAUUAAAAGUGCCAAAAUAUCAUUACGUGAUGCCCUACCUGGGUCCAUUGAGGACAUAAUAGUGAUCACAACUCACCUCACAACGUAUCGUGUUACCAGACGCAGUGACUUAGUAUGUGCAAACUGACCAUCAGUCUCGGAAUUACGGUUUCAGUUUUUUUGUUUGCACAUUUAAGGGACCAA
Messenger RNA from Erpetoichthys calabaricus (reedfish), 1713 nucleotides. It is a transcript of the gene st8sia3, whose product is annotated as ST8 alpha-N-acetyl-neuraminide alpha-2,8-sialyltransferase 3. Gene Ontology annotation, molecular function: alpha-N-acetylneuraminate alpha-2,8-sialyltransferase activity. The transcript has 4 exons. NCBI's taxonomy places the organism in Eukaryota, Metazoa, Chordata, Cladistia, Polypteriformes, Polypteridae. The coding region runs from base 392 to 1519 and encodes 375 amino acids. Gene Ontology annotation, biological process: N-glycan processing; oligosaccharide metabolic process. The record is from RefSeq and is a predicted model, not a curated record.